AUGGCGUCUAGAAGGAGCCUUCCAGUCCAGCCAGACUAUGGCUAUGUUCGUUCCGCGACCCAUGGAAUCUCGGAUCCCUCGAGAAGUAUUACUGCGUAUCCAGAUGUCACUCGUGCGGGCUAUGAUGGUUCGUACUACCCCACCUCCAGCGCGGCAUAUACUGCAAAUGUGGCCGUUUCAACUUAUGCGCCGAUUCCGCCCAUAACUUCUGGGCCAUCUCCCAUCCGUACGGAGCCAAUGUACAGUACCAAUGGCUACAAUUCAGGACCCUCUUCAGCCAUUUAUGGAUCUGCAGGCCCCGGAUAUGGCUCAUAUCCAAGCCAAGCCUUAAAUUGGGAAUCCCAAGGCAGGACCUCGCCUGAAACAUAUUUGGAUGAUUAUCCCGCAUCCCCAAGUCCGACUGAUUAUGUGCUUGAGUCUUCAAACAAAUCAGCUGCCAAGUCUAAACCAGACGGCAAAGGAAAUUCCUCACAAAGAAGGCCCACCAACAGGGAUGAGUUUGACGGCCCGCAUCAGUUUCUGAAACGCCCCUCUCCAGAAUACAUAGCGAAGCAGGAGAGAGAUUUGCCACAUCUGCCGACCAAUCUUUUCGUCCACGAGCAGGAUAGUAUCCUCACUAGGGUCAAUGACCGUUUGUCUCAAUGUGCCUUUGAUUUUGUUGCCAAGUAUCAGUUUCCGAUACCUUUAGCCAGCGGAGAAAUAAGACCCGUGGAAUGCCCCCAAGACCGCGAAUGGACUGAAUGGGUUUACCUUCUGAAGCGACUGGCCACCAAAAGGCGCAUACCUGCGAGGGUUUUGUAUAAUGGCCAAAUCAAACAAUUUAUUACUGUCCUGGAGAAUUCCUUGGAGAUGCGACACGCUGCCAAGCACCAGUCUCGCCCCUUGAAGGACGACAGGAAUAUCCUCCAACUGAUAUCUGCAGGAAUCCAAGUGGCCAGACUGUUACGCGAUGCAAAUGCAAUGGAUUAUAUGGAUCAAUUAUACGUUCAAACGGAGAGGGAGAUCCAAAAGAGAAUUUCCAGCUCUUCCUCGAGAUUGGUGAUGUAG
This is a messenger RNA of Venustampulla echinocandica, 1047 nucleotides long. RefSeq lists its product as uncharacterized. Bases 1 to 1047 code for a protein of 348 amino acids. The record is from RefSeq and is a predicted model, not a curated record. The transcript is spliced from 3 exons. Lineage: Eukaryota; Fungi; Ascomycota; Leotiomycetes; Helotiales; Pleuroascaceae.